Molecule: messenger RNA, 4277 nt
Organism: Phlebotomus argentipes
Lineage: Eukaryota; Metazoa; Arthropoda; Insecta; Diptera; Psychodidae
Gene: Girdin
Product: girdin
Exons: 7
Coding region: 192-4277 (1361 amino acids)
Biological process (GO): cytoplasmic microtubule organization; cytoskeleton-dependent intracellular transport
Cellular component (GO): centrosome; cytoplasm
Molecular function (GO): dynein light intermediate chain binding; microtubule binding
Source: RefSeq, a predicted model, not a curated record
GUUGAGUGAGUUUUUAUUUGUUUGGUUUCUGCCUCGGAGUCGGAGAUGUCCGCAAUUUUUGCUCGAAAACUAUGUGAAAAGUCGUGAAAUAAUUGUCCAAGUGCACUAAUUUAUGUUCACAAGUGUCUCAUGUGUGGUUUGGUGAUAUUUUACCCUGAGUGUGUGGAUUAUAUCGUGGGAAAAGAAUCAAAAUGUCGGCGAGUGACAUCGAGAUCGAAGACUUCUUGAACGGGCCUCUCGUUUCAUGGCUGGAGUCAUGUCUUCCGCGCCCGGAGAUCCUCUCGGGCUACACAUCCCUGCUGGAUGGCGCAAUUAUCAACAGUGUCGUGCUGCAGAUCGACCCCGAGCCUCAGCAUCACCUGGUGAAGCUCAUUGGGCUCGAUGGGGUGCUCCUGGCCAAUGCCAGGGCGCGCAACUUUGACGCAAUCGUGAGGAAUUUGCGGAAUUUGUACGAGGAGGAGCUGGGACAGAGAGUACUCAUCCUGCCCGAUUGCAGUGUCUUGGGGCACUCGCCGGAGACGUCUCAAGGACUGGAGCAGAUGAAGUUGAUGCUGAUUCUGCUCCUGGGAGCGGCUGUUCAGUGUCCGAAUAAGGAGCUGUUCAUUGGUAGGAUCAAGGAGCUCGAUCUGGAGACGCAGCACGCCAUUGUGGAGCUGAUAAAGCAAGUGACAGACAAUCAGAGUCUCGUGCUGACGAAUGAAUCAAUGGAGCACCUCACGCCGGAUAUGAUGUACAGCCAUUUGCUGCGAGUGACCAAAGAACGCGAUCAAUACCACUCGAAUUGGAUAACGAGUUUCAUAAUUGAGACGGAAGUGGGACACAAUAAUGGUCCACAGCGGAUUAAUUCAAUGUCACCACCGUCCAGUGCCACGACAAAUGGUCCGGACAGUAAUCACAUGGUGGUUGAGUUGGCUGAUCUCAAAUCCAAGCUGCGGAAGCUGCGACAGGAGCUGGAGGAGAAGUCCGAGGCGUUCAUGGAGGUGAAAGAGGAGCUGGAGCACAAGACGUCGCAGUACGAGAAGUUGCGAACGGAGAGCCAGGAGUGGUACACGGAGGCGAGGAGGGCGUCAGCGUACAGGGAUGAGGUGGAUGUGCUGAGGGAGAGAGCGGAGAGAGCUGACCGACUUGAAGUGGAGGUGCAGAAGCUCAAGGAGAGGCUCAGUGAUGCGGAGUUCUACAAAACGCGCGUGGAGGAGUUGAGGGAAGACAAUAAGACUCUGUUGGAGACAAAAGAGAUGCUUGAAGAGCAACUACAGAGGGCGAGAAAGCGCAGUGAUCAUGCCUUGGUACUCGAGUCUGAGAUAAUCAAAUACCAGCAGAAAUUGAAUGAUAUGGCGCUGGAGAGAGAUGUUGACAAGAACAAACUUCAGGAAUUGGUGGAUGAAAACACUCAGCUUCAACUAGCCACGAAAAAUCUUACGGCAAUGUCGGAUCUCAAUCAAGCCACGUCAGAUCUCGAGGAGGAGAGCGUCUCGGCGGACAACAGUCUUUCUGGUCAGUUGACAAACAAUGCCCAAACGAGAGCACUUCGAUUAGAGUUGGAGAAUCGAAGGUUGCUAGCGACUUUGGAUGCGAUGAAAGAGUCUUCCUUCCAUGAGUCUUCCAAUAAGAUCCUCGAAUUGGAGAAGGAGAAGAAAAAGUUGUCGUUGAAAGUGGAGCAGAUGCAGGAAAACUGCAAGAGACAAGUGCAGCAAAUUCAGGAAUUGGAGGAUGUGUUUAAGAAUGCCUUGGAAGAGAAUAAAAAGCUCCAGGACAGCCUGGAUGCACGGCAGCAGGCUAAUGAUAGACAGAGCCAGGAGCGUGAGGCUGAUCGGAUGAAGAUGAUUGAUCUGGAGAAGCAGAUCGAGACGCUGGUGAAGGAGAAGCAACGAAUACAGAAUCUGAGUGAGAGUAUCCAAAGGCGGGCGGAUGAUGUUGAGCGACUCUGUGACACGAAGACGAGAGAAUGUGAAUCCUUGUCGGAGAAAUUGGUGGAAUUUGACAGGACGAAGAACCAACUGGACGACCUGAGGGAGAAGGUGACGACGAUGGAGAAGGAGAAUGUCAAUUUCACAAAAGAGGUUGUAAAGCUUAGAGAGAAUUUAGAGGAGAAAGACAAACAAUUGGAUAGAAAUAGCAGUGAAAUUGAGAGCAGUCAUAAGGAGAUGCAGAGAUUACACGAUGAACUGGCGGAAAAGUCGGUGGAGGUGAAGAGAAUCGCUGAGCUGGAGAAGCAAAACAAUGAGUUGAUAUCGCAGGGGAAGAUUGACGCGGAAACAAUCGCCACACUCCAGAGAGAUCUGGUGAAUGGGGCUCUCGUGUCCAACAAGGUGAAGCAGGGCUUGGAGAAAUUGGGUCUCGACGAUGCUGCGCUCGAUCAAUCGGAAUUCAAUGUUGAGAAUGUUGUGGAGAAGCUCGUGAAGAAUCCCGAGACGUUCAGAACGGUCAAGGAAAUCAUGCUUCAUGUGGGCAAAGAGACAACGUCGUCUGACAUGUGCGUUCUCUGCCAUCGCAAGGAGAUCUUCACGGUGGAGAAGGAGAUUGAGAUCAGCAAUGACAGUGAGGCAGAUCUGCUCAAUCAGACUGAGCAGGUUGUCUCAUCUGUGAGUGCUCAGUGGAAGAAGCAAUGUGAUCAUCUCUAUGCUGAGAAUUCCACCCUCAAGACGCUCAAUGAGCAGCUGGAGGGCGAGAGUGCGAGGCAGAAGGUAGCCUUGGCGACGGCAGAAUCGCAAAUGGGAUCGCUGAAUAGUCAGUAUGUGGCUCUGCAAGUGACCAAUUCACAAUUGACUGCAGAGAAGGAGUCGCUGAUGAAGCAGAUGGACAUCUACAAGCAACGCAAUGAGUCCUUGAGGCACGAUCUCCUGUCGCUGCAGUCAAUGCUGGAGCAGUCCAAUUCGGAGUACGAUGCGUCGCGCAGUGAGAAUAAGGACCUCAAGACCACUAUUCGGGACCUGAAGGCUGAGAAUCGGGAUCUGAGGGAGCGACUGUUCGCAAUGGAGAAGGAGUUGAAGGAAUUGGAGGCGGAGAGCAAGACCACGAAGUCUGAUUCGAUGAAUCUCACGAAUUUGCGGGCGGAGCACUCGAAGCUGAAGGAGGACUUUAGGAAUCUCUUCACGCAGAAUGACCGGAUGAAGCAGCAGUACAAGACGAUGCAGGAGCAGUAUCGGAGCAUGCGGAAUGAGAAUGGGCGGCUGAUGCUGCAGAACACUGAGAUCAAGGGCGAACUGAGCAGCAGGAGUGAUCAUGCGACGGGCCUGGAGAUUGAGUUGGCCAAAGUGCAGCAACAGUGUGAUAUGUUGGUGAAGGCCAACAGUGAUUUGGACACGGACCGGCAAAAGUUGAUGGACAAUGUGUCGCAGCUGCUGUCGCAGUAUCACGAGCUGAUUGUGAUGUCGCAGCAGGAUCGGCAGCACUAUCACGAGGAGGAGAAGUGCUACACGGACAAGUUGAACAGUCUGUACAGGCAGAAGGAGCAGCUGGAGGAGAAGAUAAUGGACUACUUCAAGAAGAUGGAUAACUGUGCACCGAAAAAGAAGCCUUUUGGGUCGAAUCUCGUGAAGAGAGUGAAGAAAGCCGGCUCAGACAUAAUGAAUCGCGUCCCAAAUAGGUACCGGAAGUCAUGGAUUGACGACAGUCGACUCACCCAGAGUCAGCUGAUUAUGGGCUCAGAGUCCGGUGGCAAUGAUUCCGACAAUAGCACGGAGGAGCCCAAUUCUGUGUCCUCCGACACGACUCUGCUGAGUCGCUACUCAAAUUCCAGGCACAGCCUUCAGAGGAAGCCCAGUGAUAAUGGUGGUGAGUCUCCUCUGACGCGCGGCGGAGUGCGCGGGAGUCUGCAGACGACGUCGCCGCGGCGCGAUGAGUUGAGUCGAGCGAACAGGAACAGCUUGCACAUGUUGGACGGAGCGUCUGUGGGACCGGACGUGACGGUGGCGGCUCUGGGGACGGCAGGAAGUCGCCGGACGGUGUACCUGAUGGACGAGAGCACCAAAUUGCCCGAGGCCGCGCCGUCGCCCAGUCACUCCCAGUCAUCAGCGGGCGGAAGCAGCGGCGCGAAUUGCGCGAAUAGCGCUGACAAUGGCACACAUCAAUCGCCCGGCAAUCCAUCGACACUCCUAAUGUACAAUCGCAUCUCCAAUGUGAUCGGGGGCGAUGUCGUGUCCAUGGGAGGCUCAUCUGGUGCUCAGAUGAUCAGCGGCGACAAGGCGAAUCACCGUGACAGUGGCAGCAAAAAGAGACCACCGAAUGAGGAGAAGGACAAGGAGCCGGCCAUUUGGUAUGAGUACGGAUGUGUGUGA